CUAAAUGCACAGCAGCAUCAGUGGGUCUGCUUGUGGGUGUAGUUGUUGAAGUAGCUGUAGUAUUUGCUCCAGACCAUCAGGAGGCGGAGGCGCAUCAGCGCUCUCUCUCUGAGCCUGAGAGACCGCGUCGCAGAGCCAUCCGCGGAUGUAUUUAAGUAGGCUGAGGUUACCAAGCAGUGAAAUCCAAUCCACGCUUACCUGUAACAGACAGUCAGGGAGACAUUACGCCAACUUCAAGACUUGAUCCGUUAGGUUUGUUUGUUCUUACAUAUAAUUCCUUUGGUCGAAACAAGCGAUGUCAGGCGGCUGCGGGCGGAAUCCUCCUCCUUUCCCUGAUAAUGAAGAUCAGGAGGCAGAAUUAGACACUCAAGUGCUGGACAGCGACGAGGAUGAUGAUGAUGAAGGCGAGGACAUAUUCACCGGCGCGAGGAGUAAACCGAUCACACCCACCUCAGCUCCUGAUGAAGGCGAUAUCUUCAGUGAGGAGGGCUCGUACGUCAGGAGCGAUGUCCAUCACACCACUAAUGGCCUUCACUCUGAUGAAGAGCUGGAUCUGUUCACUGAGGCCACUGUAGAGCUGACACUCACUAACACCACCAGUCAAGGCAGGAGAGAGAUUAUUGGCCCGACCGCAUCGGCUUGCAACACCACACAUGUCCCUAAUUCCAUACUCAAACCCAGCAUUGUCACCAAAACCAUGGAGGAGUUGGAGGAGGAAGAGAGUGGAGACCAGUUUGAACUGAACAUUGCAGUCACUAAUCCAGAGAAAAUUGGAGAUGGCAUGAAUGCCUACAUGUCUUACAAAGUGUCGACACAGACUACACUGCCCAUGUUCCUUAAUAAGAUGUUCUCCGUACGUCGACGUUUCAGUGAUUUUCUGGGACUUUAUGAGACGAUAUCGGCCAAACACUCUCUGCUGGGCUGCAUCAUUCCACCUCCACCUCAGAAGAGUGUAGUUGGGAUGACUAAAGUGAAGGUAGGGAAGGAGGAUUCAUCCUCAGCGGAGUUUGUGGAAAAGAGACGAGCAGCACUGGAGAGGUAUCUACAGAGAGUAGUGGCUCAUCCAUCUCUGUUGCAGGACCCGGAUGUUCGAGAGUUUUUAGAGAGAGAUGAGUUGCCCAGGGCAGUGAAUACUCAGGCUUUGAGUGGACCUGGCCUCCUAAAGAUGAUAAACAGAGCGUCGGAUGCAGUGAAUAAGAUGACCAUUAAAAUGAAUGAAUCAGAUAAUUGGUUUGAGAGUAAGCUGCAGGAAGUGGAGAAUGAGGAGCAGCUGCUGAGGAGGCUCCAUGCUGCUGUCGACUCAUUAGUAAACCACAGGAAAGAGUUGUGUAGUAACACAGUGGUGUUUAGUAAGAGUGUGGCCAUGCUGGGCAGUGUGGAGGAGAACUCUGCGUUAUCUCGUGCACUGUCACAGCUGGCGGAAGUGGAGGAUAAGAUGGAGCAGCUGCAUCAGCAACAGGCCUUCAGCGAUUUCUUCAUCCUCGCUGAGCUCCUGGCCGACUACGUCAGACUGCUGGGGGCCGUGAGGUACUGUUUUGAGCAGAGGAUGAAAGUGUGGCAGCGUUUGCAGGAGGCUCAGAGCACAUUGCAGAAGAAACGAGAGGCUGAGGCCAAACUGCUUUGGGCGAACAAACCCGAGAAGCUGCAGCAGGCUAAAGAUGACAUAAAUGAGUGGGAGUCUAAAGUCAGUCAGUAUGAGAGAGAUUUCGAAAGAGUCACCUGUACUGUGCGCAAAGAAGUGCUCAGAUUUGAGAAAGAGAAAGCCAGAGAUUUCAAACAGCACAUAGUGAAAUACCUGGAGUCCCUGCUUCACACACAGCACAGGCUGGUGAAGUGUUGGGAGGCCUUCCUGCCUGAGGCCAAAGCCAUCGCUUGAUCAGAGCCUUACCUCACACGCUCCUAACCUUUGACCUUGACAACAGACAAUCAACAGUUAUCUCUUCCUAUUUCCUUUGCUCUCUGUGUGUGAAAUAACAUGUACAUCUUAAUACUCGUUCAUCGAUAAGCAGAUCCCCAGAUUGUGAUGGUGAACCUGUGCAGUGACACAACUGAAUGUUGAGUGUAAAGGUUAAAGGUCAGAGCGGCAUUAAAAAAGAACAGCUGUGUGUGGGGUGCAGCAAGAAUAUUUUUUUAUGUGUGCACGUAUGUGUGUGUGUGUUCAGUGUUAUCCUUAAGGUUUUUAAUGGUGCUUGGCCUGUGUAAUGUUUCAGUAGACAUUAAAGAUUGUUGAGUGUCAUUCUCUGUGUCAUGCAUUUAUGAUCAGAUUUGCUCCUCAAUUCCAUGAAUUUGAUUCUAUGUCAAAAGUAAAGAACAUUGGGAUUUAGCAUUGGGAAAAAGCAUGUGUAUGAACUUCUUGUGCUAAUAUACCAGUAAUUAAACUCGAUUAAGAACAUGUAAAGAUAAAUAGGCACAUUAUGCAUUUAUAUUCACAAAUGAGCAAUAUUUUAACUGCUUUGUGAUGAUUAUGUCACUGCAAUUAGGGAAUUAUAUAUUAAUAUAGCCAUGAAGUGAUAUUAGUGUGCAUUCUGUCAGUGUAGUUGAUGUACUACUUCACAUUGCGCAUGAACUGUGAUUUAUUAAGUUAUGCAUUUAGGGACAUUUUUGUGCAUACAGACAAUUUAUAAAUUGUUCAUAUGAACAUUUCAGAAACUUUCGUAUAUUCACACAUCACUAGAUCAUUCUACGCAUGUCUAUAAAUGGGGCCCCAGGACCUUAAAUGAUAUGGAUAUUGAGGGGACACCCCCAUAUUCAAAGCAAAGGUCCAUUAAUGGUUUUUUAAAGCCAGAUUUACACCAAUAAUGAAUUUUGGGUUAUAUGUUCUUGGUAAAAACAUGUUGGUUUGAAGCUCUUU
Messenger RNA from Sinocyclocheilus anshuiensis, 2851 nucleotides. RefSeq names its product sorting nexin-1-like. Gene Ontology annotation, biological process: intracellular protein transport; early endosome to Golgi transport. Bases 296 to 1876 code for a protein of 526 amino acids. The transcript is spliced from 15 exons. NCBI's taxonomy places the organism in Eukaryota, Metazoa, Chordata, Actinopteri, Cypriniformes, Cyprinidae. Gene Ontology annotation, cellular component: endosome; endosome membrane. The record is from RefSeq and is a predicted model, not a curated record. Gene Ontology annotation, molecular function: phosphatidylinositol binding.